Messenger RNA from Hevea brasiliensis (rubber tree), 1809 nucleotides. RefSeq lists its product as uncharacterized. Bases 1 to 1809 code for a protein of 602 amino acids. Lineage: Eukaryota; Viridiplantae; Streptophyta; Magnoliopsida; Malpighiales; Euphorbiaceae. The record is from RefSeq and is a predicted model, not a curated record. The transcript is spliced from 3 exons.
AUGGAGUAUCAAGAUAAAUUUGAGGAGAUGAGGAUAAAGAUGGAGAGGGUUAUGCCUUAUCUUGAAGAGGGAUAUUUUCUAUCAGCUUUCAUAGGAGGAUUAAGGGAUGAAAUUCAUCCUAUGCGCAAUUACAGAUGUGGAGAAAAAUAUUUUCCAGGGCAUGUGUGUAAGCAAAAGACUAUUAUAGCUUUAUGUGGGAGUAAUCCAAGUAGGGAGGAAUGGAUUGAGCAAGGAAAUAAGGAGAUUGAAAGGGAAGGCGACAUUGAAGUUCAGCAAUGGGAAGAUGUGUUGGGUAGUAUGGAGGAGGAGAUGACACUCUCCCUUAAUGCCAUUGAAGGGAAGUUGGGGACUGAAACUAGUAAGGUGAAAGGUCAGUAUUUGAAUAGAGAGCUGCUGAUUUUAAUUGACAGUAGUAGCACCCAUAGCUUUAUUGAUGCUAGAGUGGCUAGGGAAUUAAAGCUGCCUAUAGUCCAAACUUUUGCAGUGCCUAUUUCUGUAGCUGAUAGCGGAAAAUUAAUUUCAGAUUGCAUUUGUUUUGAAUUUCCUUGGAAGGUGGGAAAGCAUAGAUUUGUGUUUGAUCUCAAAAUGUUGGAGUUGAGAAGUUUUGAUAUUAUAUUGGGAGUAGAUUGGAUGAGGACUAUAUGUCCAGUUUUAUUUGACUUUGUAAACUCUAGAGUCACUUUCAAGAAGAAUGGGAAGGAGAUCACAUUGUAUGGGAUCAAUGAUAAAGCUGUUACUUGUAAGAUGUUGCAAUGUGAAGACAUUAAUAAGCUGUGGCAGAGGAAGGGGAAGGAUUUCCAAAGCCCUCAAUUUUAUAUUGAAGUGCCACUAAUGCAACUACAACCAGCAGAGCAUUCUGAGUUACCUGAGCUCUUUUUCUAUGACAACUGCAAUUUCAGGUAUCCAUAUUUCCAAAAGGCAGAUAUAGAGAAGUUAGUAUCUGAAAUGUUGGCUAAUGAUGUUAUUCAGCCUAGUACUAGUCCAUAUUCUUCACCUAUGUUGUGGGUUAAGAAAAAGGAUGGGACUUGGAGGUUUUGUGUUGAUUAUAGGAAGUUAAAUGAUCUCACAAUCAAGGAUAAGUUUCCAAUACCUAUGAUUGAUGACUUACUUGAUGAGUUACAUGGGGUUGCUGUGUUUUCUAAAAUAGAUUUGAGAGCUGGUUAUCAUCAAAUCAGAAUGGAGCCUUCUGAUAUUCCCAAGACUGCCUUUAGGACACCUCAUGGCCAUUUUAAGUUCAAGGUUAUGCCAUUUGGUCUUACAAAUGCACCAGCAACCUUCCAGGCUCUUAUGAAUCAUAUUUUUCAUCCUUUUCUGAGGAAAUUUGUCUUGGUUUUCUUUGAUGAUAUAGUUGUCUAUAGCCCAGACACUUCUACUCAUCUCAAGCAUUUGGAGGUAGUAUUUCAAGUCCUAAGGCAGCAAAGGUUGUAUGCUAAGAUGUCUAAGUGUGCUUUUGCUCAAAGACAAGUUGAGUAUUUGGGGCAUGUCAUAUCUGGAAAUGGAGUGGCUACUGAUCCUAAUAAAAUCAAAGUUAUGGUGACUUGGCCUGUGCCACAGAAUGUUAAGGAAUUGAGAAGUUUUCUUGGCCUCACUGGCUAUUAUAGGAAAUUCAUCCAUCACUAUGGCUCUAUUAGCAAACCACUGACUGAAUUGUUAAAAAAAGAUUCAUUCCAGUGGAAUUCAGUAGCUCAAGGUGCUUUUGAUCACCUUAAAAUUGCAAUGUCUCAAGCUCCAAUCCUUGCACUUCCUGAUUUUACAAAGCCAUUCAUUGUUGAAGCAGAUGCUAGUAGGGGAGAGCAGUUUUCGGUUUAA